CCAGGCUGGAGUGAGUGACACUGCUCCUCUGGAGAGCACACAGUCAGCUCAACGGACAAGAGGCUCACAGCAGGGCUCUGGUUCGUGAGCUUAUCAGUUUCAUCUCUGUCUAACCCAUCCAGAACAGUUCUCAGAAGGAAAAUACCAGGAAGAUAAUGACCUAAGAGUCGUCUUUUUGCAGUAAUUUGAAAUUUCAUUGAAAGGUUGCGGAAUACAGAGCUCUGCAUUCUUUAUUCCAGAGCCAUCUAUUCCAUCGCUUUUGUGGACAAUGGGGAAGAGCCGGUUACUACUGUUUGCCCUCUGGGGUGUACUGGUUUUUGGCCUAUUCCCAAAUCUUGAAGCUCAGGAUGCCCCUUCGACAGCCAACCUUGUAUUCUUAAUUGAUGGAUCAGAGAGCGUUGGAGCUGCCAACUUCCCCCUCGUCCGUGAUAUGGUGGUCCAGUUGAUUGAGGGACUUGCCAUUGGCAGGGAUGCAAUCCGUGUAGCCCUCGUGGUUUAUGGUGCCGUUCCUGAAAUUCAGUUCAAUCUCAAUAGCUAUGACAACAAAGAGAGUGUUCUCAGUGCUAUCCAGCGGAUUAACUACCCUGGCGGUAAUGAGGCAAACCUGGGGGCCGCUUUGAAGGAGGUGGCAGACAGUGUAUUGGGCCAAGAUGCAGGAAGCAGGGCAGAGGAAGAGGUACCCCAGAUGCUGGUGGUGAUCAGUGCUGGGGAGUCCACUGAUGAUGUUAGUCAGGGCAGUAGGGCCCUAAUGCAGGCCAGUGUGUACACAUUUGGCAUUGCUGUGGGUGAUUCUGCUACUGCCCAGCUGGAAGCUAUUGCUACACACAAAAACUUGUUUCUGUCUGCUCCUGAUGCCAGAGAAAUGGCAAGCAUUGGUGACAAGAUACUGCCAUACAUUAAUGGGAUUGCAGAGCGCACCAUUGUGAUUCAAACAGAGUUCACAGAAGCUUUGGCUGUUGGGAAGAGAGAUAUAAUUUUCCUCAUUGACAGUAGCAUGGGUACCGUCGUAAUCAAUGCAGUGCGAGAAUUCAUCAAAAGGUUUAUUGACACCAUGCCAAUUGGUCCUGAUCAGGUGCAGGUUGGAGUGGCCAUGUUUUCCACCACCCCAAGAAUGGAGAUCAACCUCAACUCAUUCAGUUCAAAGGAAUCACUAAUCUCUGCCCUCGCAAGAAUAAAACCCAGACCUUCGAAUGAAGUCAACAUUGGUGCUGCCUUGAAUUUUGUGAGGACCGAAAUGCUCACAGCCGAGAGUGGGAGCCGCAUUGAUGAUCAAGUGCCACAGCUUGUAUUGCUCCUAACCAGUAAAAAAUCCAAAGACAGUGUCCAACAACCGGCUGAUGAUCUUCGUCAAAGGGGUGUUCUGACUUUGGCUGCAGGAUUGAAGGCUGCAAAUGAAGCUGAGCUCCAGCAAAUAGCGAUUGAUGAAAGUGUUGUUUUCAUGCUGAAGGACUUUAGGGUAUUGCUGCGCAACCCCAAAGAAAUUAUCUCCCCUCUUUCUACAUUGGCUGGUGUUGUUGUAGAAGAGAUUCCAACUGAGUCAGAGCCAGUUGUGGAUGUUACUACAGUCCACACCCAAAGAAUUGUCCGAGACAUUGUCUUCUUGGUCGAUGGAUCUAACUAUGUUGGAAAUAACCUGCAAUCUGUACUGGAGUUCAUUACCGAAGUGGUGGACAAACUAGAUGUUCGACCUGAGCGAGUGCGCAUUGGACUAAUUCAGUUUGCUGAAACGCAGCAUACAGAGUUUUUUCUGAACACUCACAAAACCAAACAGGAUGUGCUCUCUGCCAUCGCUCAGCUGAGAUUGAGGGGAGGACGGGCAUUGAACACUGGUGCAGCCCUACAAUAUGCACUAACCAACCACUUCCAGCCCGCAGUUGGGUCUCGUAGGAGAGAGGGGGUCCAGCAGGUCCUGGUUUUAAUAACUGGAGGACCAUCUCAAGAUGAGGUCAAGAGGAUUGCAGACCGUGUAGCUGUAGAGGGUGUUUUGACUUUUGCUGUUGGAGCUGGCCAAGUGGAAGAUCGUUUCCUGAAAACUGUUGCUUUUGUUGAGGAUUUGGCUUACUACAGAAGUAAUUUUGCUGACUUGUCAAGUGUUGUGGAUGAAAUUAUGUCACCACUGGUCACUGUUGUUGGAACGACUGAUACUCUAGAAGUGACUGAACAACCAGGUCCCUCUGGUGGAGAAAGGGAUGUUGCAUUUUUAAUUGAUGGCUCUGAUGAUGUGAGAAGUGACUUUCCCUAUAUCCGUGACUUCAUUACCAAAGUCCUUGAGCCUCUGGAUAUAGGCUUUGAUAAAGUACGAGUUUCUUUGGUCCAGCAUAGUGAGAGACCAAGUCCAUACUUCUACUUGAACACUUACCAAACCAAAGAUGAGGUGCUGAGAGCUGUAAGUGGACUCAGUCCGGCAGGUGGCAGAAGUUUAAACACUGGAGCUGCCUUGACUUUCAUGAAAAACACCAUUUUGUCACCAGCAAAUGGUGGUCGGGCCGGUUACAAUGUUCCCCAAUUUUUGAUAGUUUUGACUGGGGGAAGAUCAAGAGACAGUGUCAGAGAACCCGCAGUUGCCCUAAAGACUGAGGGAGUUGUUCCUUUUGGUGUUGGAGUGAAAAAUGCAGACCCUAAACAGAUUGAGGCCAUCUCUCACAAUCCAUCAUUUGCUUUCAUUGUGAAUGAAUUCAACGAGCUCAACACUGUUCAGGAAAAGCUCAAGAACUAUGUAAACCUUCCUGAUCAAGAACUGAAGGUCAUUCUAGACACAGCGACUGAACAACCAGGUCCCUCUGGUGGAGAAAGGGAUGUUGCAUUUUUAAUUGAUGGCUCUGAUGAUGUGAGAAGUGACUUUCCCUAUAUCCGUGACUUCAUUACCAAAGUCCUUGAGCCUCUGGAUAUAGGCUUCAAUAAAGUACGAGUUUCUUUGGUCCAGCAUAGUGAGAGACCAAGUCCAUACUUCUACUUGAACACUUACCAAACCAAAGAUGAGGUGCUGAGAGCUGUAAGUGGACUCAGUCCGGCAGGUGGCAGAAGUUUAAACACUGGAGCUGCCUUGACUUUCAUGAAAAACACCAUUUUGUCACCAGCAAAUGGUGGUCGGGCCGGUAACAAUGUUCCCCAAUUUUUGAUAGUUUUGACUGGGGGAAGAUCAAGAGACAGUGUCAGAGAACCCGCAGUUGCCCUAAAGACUGAGGGAGUUGUUCCUUUUGGUGUUGGAGUGAAAAAUGCAGACCCUAAACAGAUUGAGGCCAUCUCUCACAAUCCAUCAUUUGCUUUCAAUGUGAAGGAAUUCAGGGAGCUCAGCACUGUUCAAGAAAAGCUCAAGAACUACGUAAACCUUCCUGAUCAAGAACUGAAGGUCAUUCUAGACAAAGCGGAGUCUGAAGGACCUAAGAAGGACAUCAUCUUUGUGAUUGAUGGCUCUGAAGGUGUUGGUAGAGAAUUCCCAAUUAUCCAGGAGUUUGUGCGCAGAGUUGUGGAGAAUCUCAAUGUUGGCGAGAACAAGAUCCGAGUAGGUGUGGUGCAGUAUGGAGAUACACCAUAUGCAGACAUAUACCUCAACUCACACAGAACCAAAGAAGGUGUCCUAAAUGGCAUUAAGGAACUCCGACAGCGAGGCGGGAGGCAGCGUAACCUUGGACGGGCCAUUGACUUUGUUAGUCGUGAAGUUCUGACUUCUGGACGUGGUGGAAGGAAACAGGAGGGAGUUCCACAAUUUGUAGUUGUAAUUUCAGGAGGAAAAGCAACAGAUAAUAUAAGACCAUAUGCAACAGUAAUGAAACAGUCUGGAGUCGUCCCGUUUAGCAUAGGAACAAGAGACAUGGACCCUCAGGAAUUGCAAGUGACGUCCUAUGUCCCCAGAUUUGCCUAUACAGUUGAUGACUUGCCUGGACUAUAUACAAUUCAGGAUACACUCAUCACCACCCUGACAGAGCUAUCUAGUGAGGAGUUAGCCAAAUUGCGCCCUGUGUACCCUACAGAGACUGUAAUUCCAGUACCUCGUGGAGAUAAAAGGGAUGUUGUUUUCCUUAUUGAUGGCACAACAAAGAUGCGCACUGAGUUCCCUGCCAUAAGAGACAUGGUUUAUCGAGUGGUGGACAAGUUAGAUGUGGGUCCCAACAAUGUGAGAGUCUCAGUUGUGCAAUACAGUGAUGAUCCCAAACUGGAGUUUCUUCUCAACGAGCACUCCACUAAGGAGGAAGUUCACCAGGCAAUACGAAGAAUGAGAAGCAAAGGUGGCAAUCAGCUGAACACUGGACAAGCUCUGGAAUAUGUUUCAAACAACAUCUAUCAAAGAUCAGCUGGAAGCCGCGCAGAAGAGGGUGUGCCCCAGUUUCUCAUCUUGGUAACCGGAGGAAAGUCAAAUGAUGAUGUGUCUGGUCCCGCUAAUCAACUGAAGUCAAGCCUUGUUGCACCCUUAGCAGUUGGAGGUCAUAAUGCAGAUGAAGAGGAGUUAAAAUUAAUUUCUUUUAGUCCAGAACUAACAUUCACAAUCAGAGACUUCCAGCAGCCACAAGAAGUUGAGCAACAGCUAUUAACAAAAGUCAGUACCAUGAGCAGAGAUGAAAUUUCAGCCCCAACUGUGCAUAAAGUCUCACUCAAUCUUGGAAAAAAGGACAUCAUUUUCCUCAUUGAUAGCUCUGACAGUGCUGGACAAGGUGGUGUCGCUCACAUUCGUGACUUUAUCUUGAAAGUGGUUGAUCAGCUUGAUGUACGACCUGACCAAGUUCGCGUGGCCCUGGUACAGUAUGGCGAAAGACCUCAAACUGAAUUCUCUUUGAACUCCCAUGACAACAAGCAAUCUGUCAUCUCUGCCAUUAAGAGAUUGCGUCAUAUGGGUGGACGUGGUGCUGACCUAGCUGAGGCGAUUAAGUAUGUCAUACGAAAUGAGCUAACGGAAACUGCUGGGGUACGUCCUUCAGACGCUUCCCAGCAUUUAGUUGUGCUAACUGGUGGAAGAUCAACCUCCGAUGUAUCUACUUAUGGCCAAGUUCUCAAAGGCUCUGGUAUUAAAUGUAUAGGAAUUGGUGCAGAAAAUGCAGACCCAAGACAACUGGAACAAAUUACUACCACUUCUGAUGACGUCCUGAGGGUGGCUACUUUCCCAAAUCUUCCAAACAUAGAGGGCAAAUUUAUAGCCAGACUUAAUGGAACGAUUAAAGACGAGCCUCCCACUGACUUUGAAGACAUUGGUCCUGCCCCACCACAGGUCAAGGCUGCUGACAUUGUCUUUUUGGUUGAUGGGUCAAUCAAUCUUGGCAAGGACAAUUUUAAAGAGGUUAUGGAAUUCAUUCUCAAUUUAAUUGACCUGUUCUUCAGUGAGAGAGAUAAUCUUCAGUUUGGUCUAGCGCAUUAUGCUACAGAUGUGACCAAUGAAUUCUACCUUAAUACUUACAAAAAUAAGGAUGACAUUAUCGAUGCCAUAACUCGAGUGGAGUAUAAGGGAGGUCGGGAAAUCAAAACAGGCAAUGCCAUUCGCUAUGUUCAGAAAACACACUUUGUAAAAGCAAGAGGAAGUCGGAAGGAUGAGGGAAUUCCACAGAUCCUGAUGGUAGUCACUGGUGGACGGUCAAGGGAUGACAGCAAAUCAGCGGCACUAGCUCUCAAAGCCAGUGGUGUGCGCAUCUAUGCUGUUGGGGUGGGUAACUUUGAGGACGAACUUAAGAAUUUGGGCAGUGCAUCAACCACAGUGGCCCAAGCCAGUACCUUCCAAGAGCUCUCUGAACUUAAUGAGCAGAUUUUGCAAGCACUGGAAGAUGAUGUGAUCAUAAAAUCAUGCCAUGGAGUAAAGGAUAUUACAAGAGAAUGCAAGUUGGAUGUUCUUGUCGGGUUUGAUGUGGCUUCACAGAACAUCUUUGCUGCUCAAAGGUCACUAGAGAAGAAGGUGGCUAGUAUUCUCAAACACAUUACCCAGAUGCAGCCCAUCAGCUGCACUUCUGGCCAGGUCCCCUCAAUACAAGUGGGCAUGCUAGCGAUGGACUCAGCCUCUGAGCCUGUUCAGAUGGACUUUACCAACAGAUACACAGAGCUUCUUGAGCCCUUCAAGGCCCUCCGAAACCGUGGGCCUUUUGUUCUAAACGGUGCAACAAUCAAAGCUUAUGCUGAUAGAUUCAAAAGUCAGCCUUCAGAUAGUGUCAAGGUUGUGAUCCACUUAACUGAUGGAUUAGAUGCCCAAUAUAACAUUCUGAAAGAGAGAGUUGAUCUGAUGCGUUCAGCUGGUGUCAGUAGUUUCAUUCUUGUUGCCCUGGAGAGAGUGCCACAAUUUGAGGAAGCAGUUCUCUUGGAAUUUGGCCGUGGCUUUAGGUACACACGACCUCUGCGUGUAAACCUCUUGGACUUGGAUUAUGAACUUCUGGAAGAACUGGAUAACAUCGCUGAGCGGGAAUGCUGUUCUGUUCCAUGCAAGUGUAAUGGCCAGAGAGGGGACAGAGGAGCUGUUGGUGUUUCUGGACCAAAGGGUAAAUCUGGUGGUCAAGGGUUCAGUGGACAUCCUGGUGAUGAAGGUGGUCCGGGAGAGAGAGGUCCACCUGGUAUAAACGGAACUCAAGGAUUCCAAGGAUGUCCAGGUCAAAGAGGUAUUAAAGGAUCUCGAGGAUACAAUGGUGAAAAGGGUGAAAAUGGAGAGAUUGGUUUAGAUGGAAUCAAUGGAGAGGAGGGAACAAGUGGUGUUGUUGGCCCUCCAGGAGAUCGAGGAAACCCUGGCGAAAGGGGGCCUAAAGGGGCUAAAGGCCAGGCAGGAGAUGUUGGUCAGACUGGAAUCCGUGGUGAUCCAGGCAUCCCCGGAAGAGACAACAACCAGAGGGGACCAAAAGGUGAUCCAGGCGAUGCUGGCCCACCGGGAGAGCCAGGGGUGGACGGAAAUAAGGGAGGUGCUGGUGAACCAGGGAGACAGGGCCCUGAUGGUAGAAGAGGGCCUCCUGGUCAAGCUGGUGCUCCUGGAAAGCCUGGAAGCGACGGUUUACCAGGAGAGAGAGGAAUUGGGGGAUCUCGGGGUCCUACUGGACCAAUUGGAGCACCUGGUCUUAGAGGAGAGGAUGGAAACCCUGGUCCAAGGGGGCCAGGAGGACUGCCAGGAACGGCUGGAGAAAAGGGUAGAAGAGGCACUGUUGGCCGUAAGGGUGAACCAGGAGAGCCAGGACCUAAAGGUGUAGUCGGACCCCUGGGACCCCGUGGGGAGCCUGGUGAGGAUGGAAGAGAUGGGUUUGGUACACCUGGUCCCAAAGGAAGAAAGGGUGAUGAAGGUUUCCCUGGUUUCCCCGGUCCAAAGGGUGAAGCGGGUGACCCUGGUUCAAAGGGAGGACCUGGACCCAGAGGAAACAAUGGCCAGAGGGGUACCUCAGGGGAAUCUGGUGGACCUGGACAAAAGGGAGACACUGGAUACCCAGGGCCCCAUGGCGAAAGAGGAUCCAGAGGAACUGGUCCGGUGCCAUGUGAUCUGGUCAAGAAAAUUAGGGAUAACUGUCCCUGCUGCUAUGGUGCUCAGGAAUGUCCCCUAUACCCUACUGAGUUGGCCUUUGUCCUGGAUGCAUCAGAUGGUGUAACACGCUCUACUUUCAACAACAUGCGGGACACUGUUCUGCGCCUGGUCAGUGACAUCACUAUUACUGAGAGCAACUGUCCCCGAGGUGCCCGUGUUGCUCUCGCGCUCUACAACAAUGAGGUGACUACUGAGAUCCGCUUUGCAGAUGCCCAGAAGAAGCGAGCACUUGUUGAGCGAGUUCAAGGGCUCCAGACUCAGCUGACCCGUAAGCAGCGCAGCUUGGAGACAGCCAUGAACUUUGCUGCACAGAACACGUUUAAAAGAGUUCGCAGUGGGUUCCUUGUGCGCAAGAUUGCUGUUUUCUUUGUCAACGGCCCUGUUACAACAUCUCAAGAUUUAAGUGCUGCUGCUCUACGCCUCUAUGAUUCAGGAAUUUCCUCUUUGUUCCUCCUUAACCGCGAAGAUCGCCAACUCAGAAGAGCCUUGCAGAUUAACAACACCGCUAUAGCCCAGAUUAUGGUUCUGCCCUCACCUGGAAGUGCUGAAUACAACAAUGUCAUCAAGAAGGUCAUGACCUGCCAUAUCUGCCUGGACUUCUGUGCCCCGGAUCAGAUGUGUGAUUAUGUCCCACCGCGUAGAGUCCGAGACCGAAGGGAUCCCGCAACUGACUUGGACAUCGACAUGGCCUUCAUUCUUGAUAGUUCAGAGAGCACCUGGCCCUCUGUCUUCACAGAGAUAAAGCGAUAUGUGGCUUUAAUGACGGAACAGCUAGAGAUGUCCCCUGAUCCAGCCAGCACUACCCAUCAUGCUCGAGUAGCACUUGUUCAGCAUGCACCUUAUGAAUACUUGCACAAUGGCAGUGGUAUUCCUAUCAGCGUGACCUUUGGUUUGACAGAUCACAAGUCACCCAACAGUGUCCGAAGCUUCCUACAGGAUAAGGUGCACCAGCUGGAAGGAGGACGUGCCCUUGCAGAUGCUCUUGAAGGCACUGUUGAGCAUGUGUUCGAGAAGGUGCCACAUCCCCGCCAUUUGAAGGUAUUAGUUCUGUUUGUGACUGGACCAGUUGAGCUGCAUGAGGAGAGGAUAAUAAGGGCUGCCACUGGAGUUAAAUGCAAAGGAUACUUCGUAGUGGUGAUGGCAGUUGGGAAGCUGUUCAGUGCAGGUGAUGUCCGUGUCCUGGCCCAAGUGGCAAGUGAGCCUUCAGAUGUAUUCUUUAAGAGGGUGGAUAGACCUUCAGGCUUCUAUGACGACCACAUUCAGACAUUUGCCAGACUGUUGCCCAAGUACCUCGGCCUUGAAAAUGCGUUCUACCUGUCACCUGAAGUCUCUAAAAAGUGUCAGUUGUAUCAGAGUGACCAGCCACACAAAAUCCCAUCCAGUUUGCCACAAACAGAGAAACACCAGAAUCAUCAUGGACAGCAGGAGGUUCAUGACAGAAAACAGAUAGAAACAGGUAUGGAGAAAAUGCAUCUGGUUAAUGUCACCUCCAGCGGAUUCGCCUUGCAGUGGUUGAGUGGUGAUUCAAAGGCCACCCAUGAAGUUACUGUGACUCGCAUGAAGGAUCAUACUCUAGUGCUGAGGAAAAAUAUGACUGGCAACCAUCUCUCCAUUUCUGAGUUGGAGGCCUCCGAAACCUAUAACGUAGUGGUCAACACUCACAGUUUCAAUGGUCAUGUUGCCAGCACCUACAAAGGCAUUGUUCCUACAAAAUCAGCACAUCUGAAGGUCCUUACUGUAAAUGAUGUGAUGGGUAUUGCACCAACUGCACCCUUGAGCAAACCAGACACAAAAUCAGCAGAACAGAAGGUUCUUACUCCAAGUGAGGUGAUGGGGAUCGAGCCCUCUGCACCCUUAAGUAAACCCGAAAUUAAAACAGUAGAACUGAAGGUUCCGAGUGAAGCAAUGGGGAGUGUGUCCUCUGUACCCUUAAGUAAACCAGAAAUAAUUAACAAUCUUAUGGACCCAUGUUCACUUGACUUUGACACUGGACUGUCAUGCAGAGAUUACCAAGCUAAGUGGUACUUUGACAGAAAGAAUGGAUUCUGUACACAGUUCUGGUAUGGAGGUUGUGGAGGAAAUGACAAUAGGUUUGAGACUGAGGCUGACUGCCUCAAACACUGCAUGAAGACAGUGGCUGAACCUAAGGCAAGUGAAGGGCAUGUCAAAGCUGUUCUCCCCCCAGCACCAGCUCCAGCUGCCCUGCACUCCAGUGUGGAUAUCUGCAAGCUACCAAAAGAAGAGGGCUCCUGUGCUAAAUUUGUGCUUAAAUGGCAUUAUGAUCCGCUUAGUGGAAGCUGCGCACGCUUCUGGUACGGAGGAUGUGGAGGGAACCAGAAUCGCUUUGAGACACAGGAUGAGUGUGAGAAGGCUUGUGCUAAAGCAGCUGUUAAACAAGGGAUCAUCGCUGCGGUUAAAUCAUAGAACUAAUGAAGGCUGUACACAAACGACUGACAGCACUCAGAGGAUAGAGCACCUAAAAACAAGAAGCACAGCCAAGAUGCCUGCACUGGAGCUUGCCAGAGGAUCGAUCCAAAGAAUACCUUGAAGUAGUAUUUUCCAGAAUUUUAGUUUCGUGCUGGUGCUACAUUCAGUUUGCAUCUUUAUUUUUCUUGUGUCUGGGUUUGAAUAAAACCCCCUGUAAAUGUCCAGGGCAAUUGUUUUAAAUGUUGUUUUAAUCAUGUGUUCAUGGAAAUAUUUUGAUCAAAACACAGCAAUAAAUUUUUGUAGUUAUGAGACAAAUUCAUGACAAUUUAGUUCCAUUUUAGUGAAUUUAGCUGAAUUACAGCAGUUCCCCCCCCCCCCCCCCCCCCCACUGACUCUUAAAACCCCAAACAAAUGUUUUCUUGAUGUUUGAUAAAAUGACCAUCAUCCGAAGCCAGUAAUUAAUUUCUUUAAGUAAAAUGCAUUUUUGAAACCAUUGCUUUACACACGAGUUUUAGUUUCAAAAAGCAAAUGGAAUGUAUUUUUAACUGUAUUUUUUUUUUCUUUUGUUACUUUGUAUUUCACUUGAAAAUGGACAGAUAUAAAUAAAUGGGUCUUUAUAUAAAA
Carassius auratus (goldfish) is the source of this 10519-nucleotide messenger RNA. Its product is annotated as collagen alpha-3(VI) chain-like. The transcript has 48 exons. Bases 269 to 9892 code for a protein of 3207 amino acids. Lineage: Eukaryota; Metazoa; Chordata; Actinopteri; Cypriniformes; Cyprinidae. The record is from RefSeq and is a predicted model, not a curated record. Gene Ontology annotation, molecular function: serine-type endopeptidase inhibitor activity.